AUGGACUUCCUACCACUGCUUCAUCUUAUUCUCAUCAUCACCACUUGCGUUGCUUCUUUUGGGCAGCCACUUUGCCAUAAUGAUGACAACGUUUCCUUGUUAGAGUUCAAGAAAAGCUUUAAUUUAGACAAGUUUGCUUCUAUAAAUCCUUUUGCAUAUCCCAAAGUUUCAUCUUGGAGACUAGAAGAGAAUGGAGAUUGCUGCUCAUGGGAUGGCGUGGGGUGCGAUACUGACACCGGUCGUGUCGUUGCUCUAGACCUCAGCAGUAGUUUCCUUCAUGGUUCUAUAAACUCCACCAGCACGCUCUUCAACCUUUCUCAACUUCAACGGCUUAACCUUGCUGAUAAUGAUUUUAACUUCUCUCAUAUCCCUUCUGCAAUGGGUCAUCUUUCAAGGUUAACAUAUCUCAAUCUUUCUCAUUCAUCUUUUUAUGGUCAAGUUCCAUUUGAGAUCUCAGGACUCUCAAAUCUGUCUUUCCUUGAUCUAUCUUACAAUGAUUUGGAAUUGAAGAGUCCAAAUUUGAGUAGGUUGGUUGGAAAUUUAAUAAACCUGAAACAACUUCAUCUUACUUAUGUUGGCGUAUCCUCCACAGUGCCUAGCUUUUUGGCAAAUUUCUCUUCAUCAACAUCCUUACUUCUAAGUGAUUGCGGAUUGCAAGGUUAUCUACCUGAAUUUCACUCUAAUAGUUCUUUGGAGGUAUUGCUACUUCACAACACAAGUUUUUCUAGAAAAAUACCCUCUUCCAUUGAAAACCUUCAUUUCCUGCGUCAGUUAGAUUUUGGAGCAUGUAGGUUUUCUGGGUUGGUUCCAUCUUCGCUCCGUAAAAUAACCAGGCUUACUUCUUUGGACCUCUCAGGAAAUAAUUUUGAGGUAAAUCAAUUUCCUUCUUUUCUUCAAAACCUCACCCAGCUCACCAAGUUACGUCUAAAAGAAUGUCAGUUAACUGGUGAAAUUCCAGGUUGGCUUGGAAAACUAACCCGAUUAACUGAUCUUGGACUUUAUUCAAAUAACUUGCAUGGCCAUAUCCCAUCAUCCCUUGGCAAACUAACUAGGCUUACCGAUUUGAACCUCGCAGCAAACAAUUUUGAGGGUCAAAUCCCUUCUUUUCUUCAAAACCUAACCCAACUCUCUGUGUUAUGGAUUGGUGACAAUCAAUUCACUGGUGAAAUUCCAUCUUGGUUGGAAACCUUUACCCUUUUAACUCAUUUAAAUCUUGGAAUGAAUAAACUGCAUGGUCUUAUCCCAUCUUCCCUUGAUAGACUAACUAGCCUCACUUAUUUGGACUUUCAAAUGAACAAUUUGACGGGUCAAAUCCCUUCUUUUAUUCAAAACCUCACAAACCUUACAUACCUUUCUCUUCAAGACAACGAAUUGAGUGGCACACUGUACUUUGACGUGUUUCUUGGCUUGAAAAAUUUAGAGUCACUUUUAUUAGGGCGUAACAAGUUAUCCAUACUUGUUCAAACUAGCAAUAUGAAUGCAACUGUUCCAAGGUUCCGAAGUUUAGACUUGGCUUCAUGCAAUUUAACCGAAUUCCCUUAUUUUGUAAGGUAUCAACAUAGAUUAGAGUGGUUGGUUUUGCAUGGAAACAAGAUACAUGGUCAAAUACCUAAAUGGAUAUGGAACCUGAAAAUGCAGAUUAUGGCCAAUGUCGACAUUUCUGACAACUACUUGACAGGCUUUGAACAAACUCCAGUUUUCAUCGCUUGGGUUCACUUGAUCAGCUUAGAUCUUUCAUUCAACAAACUAAAAGGCCAGUUACCAAUUCCUCCACCAUCCACCAUUGAGUACCAUGUCUCAAAUAACAAACUGAGUGGACAAAUUUCACCCUUCUUUUGCAAUCUGAGUUCGCUUCUAGUGCUUGAUUUGUCAAAUAACCAGUUGACUAGUAAGCUUCCAAAAUGUUUGGAAAAUUUCAGGAACACUUUACUGGUCUUGAAUAUGAGUAACAACCAUUUUCGUGGUAGCAUUCCCCAAAUGUGUGCAAAUGGAAGCAAUGUGAGAAUGAUUGAUCUAAGACACAAUCAGUUCCAAGGAAGUUUACCACAAAUGUUGGCCAAUUGUAUGACGCUUGAAGUUCUCAAUCUCGGGAAUAACCGAUUCAAUGAUGUUUUCUCUUCAUGGUUAGGGACUCUUCCAAACUUAAGGCUACUUAUACUGCAAUCUAACAAUCUUCAUGGAGUGAUUAGGGAACUUAGCUAUCCUGGGUUUUUUAGUCUCCAUGUUUUUGAUCUCUCCAAUAACAGUUUUGCAGGUAAAUUGUCAUCUGAAUUCUUAAAAAAUUUGGAGGCCAUGAGAUUUAAAGACCCUGCCAAUUCAUCGUAUCUGGUGGCAAACUUCAGUUUUGAUGUAAAGGCUGUAACAUGGAGCGAUGAAUUUGCUUACUCAAUAACCAUAACAAACAAAGGAAGGGUUAUGCUUUAUGAAAAGGUUCAAGAAGUUUUUGCAGUCAUUGACCUUUCAAGUAACAGAUUUGAAGGAUCAAUUCCAGAGAGUUUGGGGAUUUUACAAGGGCUUCAUGUCCUUAACCUUUCCAACAACAUUCGCACUGGUAAAAUCCCAUCAACCUUGGGAAAUAUAACGGAGCUUGAAUCACUUGAUCUUUCCAACAACAAGCUCUCAGGACAGAUCCCUCAGCAACUUGCACAAUUGACAUUUCUUAGUGUGUUUAAGGUUGCUCAUAACAAUCUCACUGGACCUAUACCCCAACUUAACCAGCUUAGCACAUUCGAUGUCAGUUCGUAUGAGGGGAACAUUGGAUUAUGCGGAAAUCCAUUGCCAAAAAAGUGUGAAAGUUCAGUACCACCUUCAGGCUUUGAAGAUGAACAAGAUGCAGAGUCCGCAUUGAAGUUUUAUUGGAUCACAAUCGUGCCGGCAUAUGUUAGUGGACUAGUAAUUGGAGUGGUUAUUGGGCAGAUAUAUGCAACCAAGAAGCAUGAUUGGUUUGUGAAGACCCUUGGCCAGUGGAAACAAAAACGCAGGAGGAGGAAGAUGCAGAGGUUUCCAUGGAGAUAUUGA
Molecule: messenger RNA, 3018 nt
Organism: Ziziphus jujuba (common jujube)
Lineage: Eukaryota; Viridiplantae; Streptophyta; Magnoliopsida; Rosales; Rhamnaceae
Product: receptor-like protein 33
Exons: 2
Coding region: 1-3018 (1005 amino acids)
Molecular function (GO): protein binding
Source: RefSeq, a predicted model, not a curated record